AUGGCGUCUCUGAGACUAAACCUCUUUCAGAGUGAAAAAGAUUUCUUCACUUUCAAUGAAUAUUAUCUUUAUUUUGUUGGUUUAUGGCCUAAGAGGGAGCAAAGCAAUUUUUUAAAGAUUUUCUACAGAACUUACGAGACUUCAUUACACGUAUUAGCUGUUAUGUAUAUUAUCGUUACAGGAAUAGGAACAUUUCAGCACAAAAACGAUACACUGAUACUAAUGUCGAAUCUAGACAAGACCUUGGUUGCGUAUCACUUUGGAUUGAAAAUAUUUUUUUUCGUUAUAAAAAAAGAGCAAUUACGCGAUUUGAUUAAUGAUAUUAAGCACUCCGGUGACACAGUGUCUGGUGACCGCAGGAAGUUUAUGGCGAUACAUAUAAUUUUUAUAACAGCACUCUCUACUAUGAUUGUCUCUAUUUUCUGUUUCAUAGCUCUAUAUAAUGGAGAGAUGAUAGUUGAAGCGUGGAUGCCCUUCGAUCCUUUCAAGAGUAAAAUUAAUUUGUUUCUGGCUGGCCAAAUAUUGGCGAUAACUUUCGCUCUACCACAUAUGUACAGAGAUUUAGCUGUGCAAGGGAUUGUGUGUACGUUAAUUAUGUACUUUUGUGAUCAACUCGACGAUCUGCAAGAACGAGUGAAGAACUUAGUUUAUUCUGCGGAUAAUGACUGCGUAAUGAGGAAGGAGUUUACGGAAAUAAUUAAAAAACAUGUACGCAUAAUGAGAUAUUCAAAUGAUUUCAAGGACAUUUUCAAGGAGUUCUUUUUAAUACAGAAUCUAGCUGUUACGAUAGAACUGUGUUUAAAUGCCUUAAUGGUUACAGUUAGUGAAGGCAUCGCUCUAUCUGCAUAUGAGUCCUCAUGGACGAAUUGGCCUUUAGAUCUCCAAAAGCAGCUGUUGAUAGUUGUUCGCGCCGCCCAAAAACCUCUGAAACUCAGUGCUGGAGGCAUGUCCACUAUGUCCUUGCAGACUUAUAGCCAAACACUCUACAAUGGCUACACUAUUUUUGCAGUACUUAAUGACGUAAUGGCUUGA
Molecule: messenger RNA, 1032 nt
Organism: Leptosia nina
Lineage: Eukaryota; Metazoa; Arthropoda; Insecta; Lepidoptera; Pieridae
Source: the annotation of a GenBank genome assembly